Auanema sp. JU1783 is the source of this 480-nucleotide messenger RNA. NCBI's taxonomy places the organism in Eukaryota, Metazoa, Nematoda, Chromadorea, Rhabditida, Rhabditidae. The record is from the annotation of a GenBank genome assembly.
AUGUUGGGCCAUCGCCUUUUUUCUAUUGCCGCUCAGCAACUCCGAGUUCGUGGAACUAUUGGCGGAAGAACGACACUAGGAUCUCUCAGAACACGAAUGGCCUGGGGUGAAGAUGCAGUCGGUCCAAACGUACCAGUAGGAGGCAAAAUGGGAGCUUCUGAAAAUCCAGAGCUUCAUACUUAUGACGGUGAUUACCGCGGUACUGUUUCUAAGGGAGAUAAACCAAUUCCUGAUUACUUCUAUCGUACUCCAACUAUGGGAACAACCCACAUUGACCGUACCUUGACAUAUUUCAUUUCUACCGUUCUCUGGGCUUGGUUCACCUAUCACAUGUAUUACCACUCUGGUCAUAUUCUCGGCCAUUGGUACAUGCCUCAUCUCCAUGAGUUCACAGAUGAGGAGUUAGGAAUCCCAGCCGAUUCUGCUGAGGAUCCAGAAUACUGGGGUAACCACAAACAACAGUAUGGCGAAUACAGAUAA